AUGGGGGUCAGCGCAGCCUUGAGUCAGCAUCUGGGCUCCGCCGUGGCCGCCGCCAGGACCCGGCAGGCGGAGGCGGUCAAGCGCCUCGGCCUGACGCCGGCAAUCGUCGGCUUCGACCUGCACCUGGUGGCGGCGGACGAUAGGCAGACGGACAAGGUCGUCGCCCUGGUCUUCCCAGGCUCCACCCUCGUGCCUGACGGGCUCAGGGACGCGCUGGUCCGGUGCCUGCGUCCGCACGUGGAGCGGAAGCGCGACGAGUUCUUCUUUGCCGGCUGGAACCUGACGCUCAACAUCUCGUGCCUCCGAGGCGGCGACAGGAUCCUCAUCAGCCGGCCCCACCUACUCUUCUCUCUUAGCGACGCACUCGAUGGCUCUCUGCGGACCGCGUACCAUGUGUACGGCCGCGGACCCGAGCUGGGGAGCAUACGGGGCGGCCACGUCGGCGGACUCUGCGACGGCCGCGGGAUCCCGCGCACGCUGGGAGAGGUCAAGGACAUCUGCUCCGUCCUCCUGCCCGGGACCGGCGGCCGGCACCGGUACCACAGGUUCCAGCGGCCGGGAUGUCCGUCGGUGCGGGAGAUGACGGCAAGCCACGACGGGCACGAGAUGGGGCCUCGCUCUCUGCCUUGUGGAUAUUUGAAGGGACCGCAGGUCGACGGCCGGCGAGGCCUGCGUACGAUCCGCCAGACGAUGCAGAACGACAUGUACCCGGCAGAGAUCUACGGCAUGGUGACCGAGGCAGGGUUGCCGGCAAGGCACCUGGUCGGGUACGGAACGACUGUGUGCCCCUCGUGUCGCGGUGGCAUACAGGGGCCCAUCUGCCUGGAGAGAGUGCCGGCGCCACCUCGCAGCCCAGCCCCAGAGCAGGACAGCAGCCCCUCGGCGACGGGCCCUACGGAAGUCCACGCCCACCCCGAGCCCCCCGAGACCCCGCAGAGCCGCCCGGCCCGUUCGGCGGUGCUGCGACGGCGGGGCUUGUUCACCUGCGACCGGGGUUGCAAGAAGACCUUCUGUCGGAGAGAGCAUCUCAGACGGCACAAUACGACCGUCCACGGCGAGAAGCCCCUCUAUGUCUGUGAAUUCUGCGGCAAGCGGAUGGCCCGCCAGGACAACCUGUACACGCAUCGGCGGCUCCACACGAACCGUACCGGCAAGAUCCAGUUCGUGCCCGAGGCAGUGGAUGUGAUCGCUGGGGAGGACGAGCAGCGGCGCGAGGCCGUAGACAGGGAAGACCGGCGGACUAAAGUGGACGACGGGGUAUCGGCAGUCAUGGCAGGGUUCGGCGUCGUGUAG
Geosmithia morbida is the source of this 1293-nucleotide messenger RNA. RefSeq lists its product as uncharacterized. The coding region runs from base 1 to 1293 and encodes 430 amino acids. Gene Ontology annotation, molecular function: RNA polymerase II cis-regulatory region sequence-specific DNA binding; DNA-binding transcription factor activity, RNA polymerase II-specific. Gene Ontology annotation, biological process: regulation of transcription by RNA polymerase II. The transcript is spliced from 4 exons. NCBI's taxonomy places the organism in Eukaryota, Fungi, Ascomycota, Sordariomycetes, Hypocreales, Bionectriaceae. The record is from RefSeq and is a predicted model, not a curated record.